Molecule: messenger RNA, 2109 nt
Organism: Closterium sp. NIES-65
Lineage: Eukaryota; Viridiplantae; Streptophyta; Zygnematophyceae; Desmidiales; Closteriaceae
Source: the annotation of a GenBank genome assembly
AUGCAACAGAGUGGGGUGCAAAAGAAGCUCCCCAAGGUGAACGCCAAGCUGGCCGCGCAGCUGAUGCAACAGAGUGGGGCAGAGGCGGCAAGGGAGGAGGGAGGGGAGGACGAGGAGGACGAGGAGGAGGAAGGGGCGGGUGGGAAGGCGCGGAAGCAGCGCAAGGCUGCUGCCAGCGCUCUAGCCGACCCUCGCUUCGCCUCGCUGUUCACUGAUCAGGCGUUCCAAGUGGAUGAGGACUCUCAAGAGUACAUGGCUGUGCAUGGAGGCAUGGGGUGGAGGAACAUAGGAGAGAAAGUUUUGAGACGUCUCAAAACUACACUUUUAUCACGUGUGCAUGGAGGCAUGGGGUGGAGGAACAUAGGAGAGAAAGAGGCUUUCCAAGUGGAUGAGGACUCUCAAGAGUACAUGGCUCUGCAUGGGGGCAUGCGGGGAGGAGCGGAGGAGAGGCGGCAGCAGCAAAAGCGGGAUAAGGAGCUUCUAGAGGAGCAUUUCGAAAUGGUGGAAGGGGAAGAGGAGGAGGAUGAUGAGGAUGAGGAUGAGGGAGAGGAGGCGGGAGAGGAAGAGGAUGAGGAUGAGGGAGAGGAGGAGGGGGAUGAGGAGGAGGAGAGGGGUGGAAGCGGGAAGAGGAGGUUGGUGCAGGGAGGAAAGGAGGAGGGUGUGUCACGGAAGAGAGGGGCCAAGGAGCCAAGGCUCUACGAAGCGAGAGACGACGUGCAUGCAGCAGCCUUCAGAAACCGCCAAAGCCUCGCCGCCCAGAAGAACCUGCCCCUGGAGGAGAGAAUCGCACAGCUCCCGCAUUCGUCUGCUAGCGGCCAAGGCGCCGCUCAUGGCGUUCCUGUAAGGAGGGCGGGCGGCGCGGUGGAGUUUACUGUUUCGAUGCACGCGCUCUCAUUGGCCAGCGCGAAUCUGUACGACAUCGUUCAGGCGCUGGACCCGAGUGUGAUGUCGCAGAUCCCCGUGGCGAUUCUGGGUGACAUCUCGCGCGACACGAUGGUGAGUGUUGGCUUGGUUAACUCCGUUGAACUGCAUUCGCGGAUCCCCGUGGCGAUUCUGGGCGACAUCCCGCGCGACACGAUGUCGACUCCAAAGUCAGCUCUUCCAUCGCGUUACUCGUGCUCCUCCCCACAUCCCUCCUUCCCCUCCUCUAGGUGUGCGACUCGAUGGCGGUGCAGCAGCAGUGCGGCCAGUUGCUUGAAGAUCUCGUGUGCGACUUCACUUACUCUUCUAUUACCACUUACAACCGUACCACACCGCUCCUCAUCCCCACCGAAUCAGGUGUGCGACUCGAUGGCGGUGCAGCAGCAGUGCGGCCAGCUGCUCGACGACCUCGUAUGCGCCGCAACGUGCGACCCCUACGCGGGCAAUUACGUAACGGUCAACGAGUUCGUGGGAUCCACAGAGGUGGCUGUGUGCCUCCGAGAGGCGGAGGCCGUCUUUGAAGCGUGCAAGGACAUUCUCUUCAUUUCCACGUCUAAAGGCGCAACCCUUGAUCUCACGCCGUACUUCCCUGACGCGCGCACCUUCAUGACUCAAAUCGUGGGGGGCAUUCUGCGAGUCGUCAUGGGCAACGACAAGGUCCAAAUCGUGCUCACCAGUACCAACUGCAUUGCAGGCAACACCAACGUCUACCCAGAGGCCACAUCCUGCUGUGACACCUUCUCUUCGGUCCCCGACACUUGCACAGUCCCCAACGAAUUUACCGACCUCCUCAACCGCCCCACUCCCCCCGCCUGCCUCGCUGCCACCACCACCCCUCCCGUCAACACUCCCGUUCCUGCCCCCACCCCUGCUGUUAACCCUGUCCCUUCCACUUCCCCUGUUCCUGUUGAACCUGCUUUGCCCAGCACUGCUGCUCCUCAGGCUUCCCCCAGAAUCUCACCCACUCCCUCAGUGCCCAAAACACCAUCUCUACCCUCUUCUCCCUCUCCCCCUGCCUCCACUACUCCCUCUCCUUCAUUGGACUCCCUUCCACCUUCCUCGCCCUCCCCACCUCCCCCUCCCUCCCCUCCCAAAGCUGCUUCCCCUCCUGCUGCUGCUGCUUUUGUAUCCAUAAUAAGCUGCCUCGUUUGUGGGGUGAUGGCACUGCUCGCGCCUGCACUCCUCUGA